Molecule: messenger RNA, 3426 nt
Organism: Penicillium maclennaniae
Lineage: Eukaryota; Fungi; Ascomycota; Eurotiomycetes; Eurotiales; Aspergillaceae
Product: putative SNF2 family helicase/ATPase
Exons: 2
Coding region: 1-3426 (1141 amino acids)
Cellular component (GO): cytoplasm
Molecular function (GO): ATP-dependent chromatin remodeler activity; ATP binding
Source: RefSeq, a predicted model, not a curated record
AUGGCCAGAGAAAGCAACGCACCGUUAGACGCCCCCACUCCGAGCAAAAAGAAUGAACCAUCUCGGCCUUCAGCCACUCAACAUCCGGAAUUUGGCAAACCCUCCCCGAUCGGCCCCUCCCAGUACCGUUCCAACCAGCCAAACCAGCCCAGGAACCAAUCGAACCACCUAUUCAACAUCCCCAAAUCGAAUCGGCCGCGGGCAGAGCAUCACCGACCCGUGCAGCAGCCCCAGCAGUCCCUACCGAAACAACAAACUCGGCCACAGUACCCCGGACAGCAGCAUGGAGCUCCUCAGAGCUAUCGCCCCCACUCGGCGGCUGUUGGAACUCCGGCUAAGCGUGGUCCUUUCGAUCCGUUCCAGCCCGUACGACCAUCAGCCUAUAAUGAUCACCGAUCAGGGUACCCGUCAGGGUUGCCUCCUGGCGCGACUCCGAUCAAACGCCCUGAAAAUGUGACGUGGACAACUCCUCGUGCCCCUCGACCACUUUUCACAUCGAAACCAUCGGCACCAAAGCCAUCGAAUGCGUCAAAGAAUCUUCAGGCAUUCAUUGAUCUGACUAAGGAUGAGGGUCCGUCCAGCAACAAUGCGACGACCUUCGGAAGCAGUAAUGCGCCUGGCUUUGGUUCUAUGGACAUGCAUGGUUAUGUUGAUACAGAAAAGGCAAAUGAGAACAUCAAAGCUCUCCUUGAGGGUGCUUUCGAAGAUGAGGAGGAAGAGAUGGCCUCAAAAUCCAAAAGCAAGAGCAAAGGAAAGAAGAAGAGCAAGAGCAAGAAGAAGCUGCCAGGAAAAGCCGAACCAGCUGUACCGGAUUCGGCCUCGCAGAAGAAUCACGAUGAUCUUGAUGAUUUGGCUGCUCAGCUUGAGGGUGUGACCGUGAACGACACGAAGUCAACCGAGCAGGAGCCAGCCGAGAAGCUUAAUAACAAGGCAGCCGAGGCAAGUGAAGACGCACCUGAGAACGAAAUCGUGGAUGAAGCUGCAAACCAAGGCGGUAACGAAGAGGAGGCCGAGGAGGAAGAUGACGACGAUGAAGCGGGUGAUAGCGAUGAAGAUGACGACAGUGGCAUCGUGGAAGGCCUCAAGGUCACACUUCUACCUCACCAGAUUGAUGGUGUCAAGUGGAUGUGUGACAAAGAGACUGGCCGCCGAGCCACCAAAGGAAUCUUCCCGAUGGGCGGAAUUCUUGCCGAUGAUAUGGGUCUUGGUAAAACUGUCCAAGCCAUUGCUCUCCUCCUCAAGAACCACAAAUCCGAAAUCGACGAACACAGCGAAGCAAACGACGACGCUAAGAAGGAUAAGAAAACUGAUCCCUCGACUCCUCUCAGCAAGAGUACACUUGUUGUUGCCCCUUUGGCUCUCAUCAAACAAUGGGAGGCGAAGAUUCUCGACAAAGUCGAGAAAUCCCACAGACUCCGCGUUUGUGUUUAUCACGGCACCAACAGAGCCAAGACGGCCCGCUCACUAGACGACUACGACGUGGUAAUCACUACUUACGGCACUCUCACAUCAGAAUCUGCCACGGCGGCUUCGGACAAGACUAAGAAAUCGGGUAUUUUCGCCCUACACUGGCUCCGUAUCAUUCUUGACGAGGCACACACUAUCAAGAACCGUAAUGCGAAGGCCACACAAGCCGCCUGUGCACUCGACGCCAAGUUCCGCUGGUGCUUGACCGGAACACCCAUGCAAAACAACCUUGAUGAGUUGCAGAGUCUGAUCAAAUUCCUUCGAAUCAAACCCUUUGACGACCUAGCUGUGUGGAGAGAUCAGAUUAGCCGUCCACUCGCCAAUGGCCGAGGCGGUCUAGCCAUUCAGCGCCUGCAAGUCUACUUGAAGGCGUUCAUGAAGCGCCGCACCAAGGACGUCUUGAAAGGAAACCAAGAUAACGAGGAUGAGGAAACGGAGGGUGGCGAAAAGAAACGCUCCAACGGCUUCAAGAUUGUGAAGCGUGAAGUUAUCAGAGUAGAUGCUGAAUUCAUGCCGGGAGAGAUGAGCUUCUACAAGCGCCUGGAGGCAAGGACUGAGAACAGCCUGGAGCAGAUGAUGGGCUCUAAACUUGACUAUGCUGGGGCGUUGGUUCUACUCUUGCGUUUACGUCAAUCCUGCAACCAUCCCGAUCUGGUCAAAAGUGAUUUAGCCGCCGACAAGGACGUUCUUCUGCAAAAUGGAAACUCCUCUACUCAGUCGAAAGAUUCUAAGGCAAGCGACCUGGAUGAUGUUGCCGAUCUUUUUGGCGCGCUUAGUGUUGUCACCAAGAAGUGUGAUGUUUGCCAAAUCGAACUUAGCCAGGCAGAAGGCAAGAGCGGUGCUACCCGCUGCAGUGAGUGUGAAAAGGACUUGAACACCGAUUUCAUGGGCAAAGAUCAGAAGAAGCACAAGUCCAAGAAAACACCGAAACACAACAGUGGAGAUGACGCGGAAGAUCAACCUGCUCGGCCUCGGAGGAACCGGAGAGUUGUGAUUGAUAGCGACGACGAAGAUGAAGAAGAUGGCGAGUGGAUUGUCCCCGAAGGACAACGCAAGAUGCCCGACCUAGAAAAGGCCGGCGGCUUUGACGAUGAAAAUGCGGACGGCGGCGGUGAUUGGAUUGGAUCUGAUGAUUCAGAUACCGAUGACGAUAUUUUAGACUCUCCGACUGGCAAGAAAUCCAAGCCCGCUGCUCUAGAUAAGUUCGAGGAUGAGUCCGACUUGGACGACGACAUCUAUAUCGAUGAGGGUGAAAAUGGAGAGCUGCCCUCGACCAAGGUUCGUCAUCUGAUGAAGAUUCUUCACAAGGAGUCAGCGGAUUACAAGUUCAUUGUCUUCUCGGUCUUCACCUCCAUGCUUGACAAGAUUGAGCCCUUCCUGAAGCGCGCCAACAUUGGAUUCGCACGUUACGACGGUCAGAUGAGAAACGACCAUCGUGAAGCCAGUCUCAACAAGCUCCGGAACAACAGCAGCACUCGAGUUUUGCUCUGUAGUUUGCGCGCCGGUGCGCUCGGCCUCAACUUGACUGCUGCCAGCCGUGUCGUCAUCUUGGAGCCAUUCUGGAAUCCUUUUGUCGAGGAACAAGCUAUCGACCGUGUCCAUCGUCUCAACCAAACAGUUGACGUCAAGAUCUACCGUAUGAUUAUCAAGAACACCGUUGAAGAGCGAAUCGUCGACCUACAAGAACGUAAACGUGAGCUCGCCAAAAUGACCAUCGAGGGCAAGUCUGCUGCCGGGAAAUUGACCAUGGGCGACAUGAUGGCCCUCUUCGGCCGAGAUGCCGAGUCAAAGUUCCAAGACAAGCAGGGUACUUUGGACUUCAAAGCACCUACUGGGUUAUUGCGGGCUGCGGACGAGCCUACGGUUGCUCCGAAGCGAUCGGAUUCGCGUGAUUCGAACCGCCGACCGGGGUCCAAUCGAUCGAGAGCCGAGGAUGCGGUGUAUGGUCGACGUUGGUGA